AUGCAACGGGAAUACGGCCGACUCAAUUUAUCAGAUACAGUACUAUCGAAACGGAAGAUCAUGGACCUGAUAUCGAACGGGUAUGUUCGUGACUGGGACGACCCUCGAUUAUACACACUGAUUGCUCUUCGACGUCGAGGCGUUCCGCCGGGAGCAAUAUUGUCGUUCGUCAAUGGGCUUGGAGUUUCCAAGGCCCCAUCGACUAUUGCAGUCCAGAAGUUUGAGCAGUCUGUUCGACAGUAUCUAGAAGUGACAGUGCCGCGCUUGAUGGUUAUCCUUGACCCAGUUCCUGUUAUCAUUGAAAAUCUUCCUGAAGAAUACCUUGAAAUGGUAGAACUAUCGUUUUCCAAAGACCCUACAUUCGGGUCGCACCUUGUCCCAUUUACUCGAACAGUCUAUAUUGAUCGAAGUGACUUUCGCGAGACACCCAGCAAGGACUUCUUCCGACUCACUCUAGGCACAUCAGUCGGAUUACUCAAAGUUCCGUUUCCCAUAACCGCGACCAGUUUCGAGAAAGAUUCAAGUAGCGGACUUGUCACGUCAAUACACGCUCGAUACGACAAACCUAAAGAUGGCACAAAGUUCAAGAAGCCAAAGACCUACAUCCACUGGAUCUCAGACUGCCCAUCACUAAACAGCCCCAUCAAAGUGACCGUUCGUACAUAUAACCCUCUUUUCACCUGCAACAACCCAGAUACGCACCCCGACGGCUUUCUUUCCGUGAUCAACCCACAUUCAGAGGAAAUCUUUCCGGAUGCUAUGAUUGAUAUUGGUCUUCACGAAAUCAUCCGUAGAGCGCCAUGGCCCAAGACCAAAAGCGAGGUCACGUCAACAGAGGACUCGGAAGUUUUGCCGGAAUUUAUCCGGUUUCAGGGCAUGAGGGUGGCUUAUUUCUGUCUGGAUCGUGACAGUUCGGCUGAUUCUGUGGUUUUGAAUCGCCUUGUGUCUUUGGAGGAGGAUGCGAAGAAGUGA
This is a messenger RNA of Talaromyces marneffei, 972 nucleotides long. RefSeq lists its product as uncharacterized. Gene Ontology annotation, molecular function: ATP binding; glutamine-tRNA ligase activity. The record is from RefSeq and is a predicted model, not a curated record. NCBI's taxonomy places the organism in Eukaryota, Fungi, Ascomycota, Eurotiomycetes, Eurotiales, Trichocomaceae. The transcript is spliced from 4 exons. The coding region runs from base 1 to 972 and encodes 323 amino acids. Gene Ontology annotation, cellular component: cytosol; cytoplasm. Gene Ontology annotation, biological process: translation; glutaminyl-tRNA aminoacylation.